This is a messenger RNA of Paramecium sonneborni, 575 nucleotides long. The record is from the annotation of a GenBank genome assembly. Lineage: Eukaryota; Ciliophora; Oligohymenophorea; Peniculida; Parameciidae.
AUGGACUAAAUAUCAGACGAAGCAAUGAAUGCUAUGCCUAAAAAACCAUAAAAUGCUUAUAUGCAAUUCAGGGCAGACAAUUAUGAUGAUCUUAAGAAAAAGAACUAAGAAAAAAGUAUGACUGAAUUGACUUCAAUGAUAUCAUCUAUGUGGGGUGAAUUGGAUGAAAAGAAGAAAGAAGUAUAAUAUCUUUAUUAGAACCUUUUUAUUAGAAAUACAACAAAGAUUAUGACAAGGCUUUAGAAUAAUAUAAGACUGAUUAUGCUGGGUGGUUGAAGAAGUUCAAAUUAGAUGAAGACAAAGUUAAAAAGUGUCUUAAAGAAAACAAAUAAGCUAAAAAAAAGAAUAAGAAGGGUUCUAAGAAAGUAACAAAGGCAUCAAAGAAUGAAGAAGAAAGUGAUGAUGAAGAUGAACAAAAAAUUUAGUCAUUGAAAAAUAAGAACUAGAAGAAGUAAUAAGAAUAGAAGGAUGCAAAUGGACAAAAAAAUACUUAAGACUAAUAGAAACAUAAAGUUAACCCAUAACAGAAAGAGAAAGAUAAAGAGAAGGAGAAAAAGGAUAACAAAAAAAAGUGA